UAGGUCUUGCUGCGACCACUAGUUCUUCCACUUGCCCGGGUCCGAUUGACGACGAGGUUUGUGCUCCUGCUACUUGUGAUCUCCCUUAAGGACCAAGACAGAUACUUGUACGUCGAAAGUCGGUUUUUUUGAUCGGUUUUGCAGGUCACUUCUAGUCGCUGAAGCUGCAUUAGCUGCAGCAUUCCUAGCUCCGACUAAGAAAUACACUUUCUAUCCUCGGUCUAAGAAGAAUCAAGUCUUCAUAUAAAAGAAAAAUCGGUUAACAAAAUUCAACACUGUGCGAGGUUAACUUUUUCUCACCUAUGGUUCAUUCGGUCCUCAACAAGCCGCAGUUUCGGUCUUCUCGGUUUGGUGUAGCUGUCACGACUUCAGUCCUUUGCCUUUCUGGCACGAAGGCCAACGCGUGGCAACUCGACCUUGGCGUCGUCGGUACUAGCACGAUACGGCUAAGUAAGUACGGGAAAUCUAGCUUGUCCUGUUGGCUAUAGCAACUUCUUCUAAGGAAGAGAAACACGAUGUAGGUGGUGUUGUAGGUAGAUGAAAAAAUAAUAUCGCGGUUGCAGUAGAAGAUAAAGCACACUCCAAUUGAUGGCUCUAGCUAGAUGGACAAUCAAGCAUUCCGGUAUGUGAUGCGGGAUUAUCCUAUCGGUAGUACGAAAUCAUCAGUGUGAUGCGCACUGACCACUGACUUUAAGGUUUUCUCCUUUCCCACUUACGAUUUCAGGCCUGUUGCUCAAUCCACUAUUGUAGCCACCGUUCUGACGGCUCAGGCCCAUUUUGGUAAGUAAGUACAUUUCAUCUACGACGAGCUAUUUUUUCGCACGAACUACUGGCGUUUUUUCCUCGAGAUGAUUUUUUACUAAACCUCUGUAGAAGCAUGACCACUGUACUUUCAUUGUUUUCUACCUCGCACGCAGUCUACUUCGAGUAAUGCCGUUCUCCUAAGCAUCGCGGCCGUGCGGGCCAUACCAUCACCUGAUCGGCAGUAAAGGCCAGGAAAAGGUAGGAUGCGGGAUGAAAGCCCGGUCGCCAUCACGGCCCUCGUGCUCUCCUCCAUCACGUUUGCGUUCGCAGUCUUAUGCAUGAUCUGCUGUUGCUGCGCGCUGAUGCGAGAUCGAAGUGCGGGGAAUGUGGAGCAAAAUACCUACGACCUAGAGGCGGCUGCGCGUACUUUGUUUUUUUUUGUGUUUUUUCUUUCAUCUCUUCUGCUCUUUUAUUCUCUAGAAAAGCAACGCUCAUGCAUGAUAAAUAUUGUUCUUACGUGGACGUGCCGCGCCAGUAGUGUAAAAAUUGUAUGCUUGUCUUGCAGGAGGACGAUGAAAUCAAAAACGAAAUCAAAAACGCAUAUGCAGGUUUGUUCCGGCCACAGGCACCAACAAAUCCGACAGAAGACUACGGCGGCGCGACACCGGCCGAGCGGGUCCGCCCGUUUGAGGGUGGCGGACAACGUCUAGGGUCGAUGGACGACGCCAGCUCCAAAAAAUCUCUGGAAAGUACAAGGAUGUAAGAGCGGUUCAUCGUGAUUGUUCAUUAAUUCGUUUUUACCUUUAGUUUUACCGAUUCGUUGUGAUAGACCCGCAAGCGAGGCAUCUAUCUGGAACGACGUCGCUGCUGCUCUGCAGUGGCCGCACUUUUUCAAAGCGACAACAAGGGUCGCUGUUCUGGCGCCCUGGUAGCUCCCAUGUAGUUUAUUUUUCUUGGAAACGGCGGGAUCGGGGAUCGGGUUCCAAGGCAACAUCACAUGACGUGAUGUUCUAGUUUAUCUAUGCAAGUGUACUACUUGAGCGUUGAUACAUUUUCAUUUUUGUUUUCUGAGAAAUCUCAUCCGCAACAAGGACAGCACCGGCUGUACCUCACAAGUUUUACAUAAAUCUAGUGUAGCACCAUGUCGUGCGAUAUUGUCUCGGCUGCAGUACAAUUUACAAAGCAUGUCAAUCCGUUGAUUAGCUGCGAACUUGAACUUUUCCAGAUGCCAGUCUCGCAAGUGGCUGAUAUGAAAAAAACAUUCAUGGAGCAGGUUUUUUUCGAGCAAAUUGUAGCUGAAACGCAAUGCGCGACAUCGACAUGUACGCAACAACUUGAACACCAAAACUAACGGAC
Molecule: messenger RNA, 2100 nt
Organism: Amoebophrya sp. A120
Lineage: Eukaryota; Dinophyceae; Syndiniales; Amoebophryaceae
Source: the annotation of a GenBank genome assembly